This is a messenger RNA of Epithele typhae, 318 nucleotides long. RefSeq lists its product as uncharacterized. The record is from RefSeq and is a predicted model, not a curated record. The transcript has 3 exons. The coding region runs from base 1 to 318 and encodes 105 amino acids. NCBI's taxonomy places the organism in Eukaryota, Fungi, Basidiomycota, Agaricomycetes, Polyporales, Epitheliaceae.
AUGCCCCCAAAGAGCUCGUCCUCCGCAGACCAGGCUCUACAUGAGUCGACGAUGUCCGCCAUGAAUGUCUCUUUCUCCGCUGGCUUUGAUGACGGGUCUGCAUGGGGCGCACCUCCGCCUUCCUCUGGUGAUAUCGUAGGCAACGCUAUUAAGAAGGAGAAGGUCAUAAAGGAGAUUACCACUGCUCAAGAGGAUUUGCGCGCUAUGAUGGCCAAAGCCAAGGCCGUGCAGGCUGACAUCGACAAGCUCGUUUCAGGGAACGACACGCUCCAAAUGUACAUAGACAAUCUCACCAUGCAAAUGGCCAAGCGUCGUUGA